AUCCAGUCCUGACUCUGCAAGCAGGCAAACCACGUACAUUUCUAAAAAACUUUUGUUACUUUCAAUGACAACUAAAAAGAAACGUUCCCCACCCACUGAGAGUGACAGCUGGGUUUUAAUCGCACCAGAUUCUGUUGUCGCCUCGCGAAAAACAAGAGACCCUGAUGCAACUUUCGUGAGCCUAAGGAACCCGGCCACAGAUGGUGGAUCUCAGUAUCUUUUUAGCAAUGGAGAUAUGCAGGUAUUUGAGGUGAAAGCUUUCUCAGAGGACUAUCGGUCAUGGUUUAUUGGUCAGAGAGUGCAGAGAGAUGGUAGGUUGCUGUAUGUGACUCCUGUUGACCCACUGUUUCUCCUGUUACCAUAUCUGAGGAAAGCUGGAGCAGAGGGGAAGUUCCAGCCAUUACAGCAGGUAGUGAUGGAUGAGGAUUACCCAGGGUGCAUGAGGCUACUGUCCUGCACACACUCAGUGGACUCCCUCCACCAUGUGGCAGAUGAGAAAGAGGUUGGCAGUAUGAAGUUCCACAGGUACAGUCAGGAGAAGACCAUGGAGUGGCUUCAGAAAAAGGUUGAGAGGAUUGUGCGUAUGCUGAAAAAGAGUGACAUCUCAGUGGGAGGAGGAGUGAAGUCUAGCACUUUUAUCAGAGUGAAGGAGGAAAACCACGUCACUGAGGUGGAUUACUUGUGCUAUGCCCAUGGCCUCAUAUCAGAGUAUAUCAGUGAAGACCUGAGUAAAGACCUACAUAAGCACCUGCAGUUACCUGAAAUGUCCAGCCCUAACAAAGCAGAGCCGCCCUCCAAGAAGCGGAAACUGUCGGAUAAACCCGUGGAAGCAGGGGAGGACUAUACCAAGUUCAACAGCGCUGACUUUGCCCGAAAACCUCCUAAGAAGAUGACAGCAGCCCAAAAGACACUGGCCAAAGUGGACAAAACAGGCAUGAAAACCAUGUCAGCUUUCUUCAGCCCAAAAGUCAAGCAGGAGAACAAUUGAGAGUAUGUGUGAGUG
Molecule: messenger RNA, 1003 nt
Organism: Chanos chanos (milkfish)
Lineage: Eukaryota; Metazoa; Chordata; Actinopteri; Gonorynchiformes; Chanidae
Gene: rnaseh2b
Product: ribonuclease H2, subunit B
Exons: 11
Coding region: 65-988 (307 amino acids)
Biological process (GO): RNA catabolic process
Cellular component (GO): ribonuclease H2 complex; nucleoplasm
Source: RefSeq, a predicted model, not a curated record